Molecule: messenger RNA, 1002 nt
Organism: Eimeria tenella
Lineage: Eukaryota; Apicomplexa; Conoidasida; Eucoccidiorida; Eimeriidae
Exons: 1
Coding region: 1-1002 (333 amino acids)
Source: RefSeq, a predicted model, not a curated record
AUGGACUGCGACUGCGACGUGCCCAGCAGCUCGCUGCUGCUGCGCCAGGCUCGCCUGUCUGCUGCUGCUGCUCUCGACUUGAGCUGCAGCAGCAGCAGCACGGCUCCGGAGGCUGCUUCUUCGUUGCCGCAGGUGUACAGACACUCCGUUGCUGCUUCUGCUCUCCGCGAAAAACGCCGAAGAACAGCAAAGUCCCCAGAGCCAGCAGCAGCAGCAGCAGCAGCAGAAAGUCCCUCAGUGGCUCUUUGGGUCAAGAGGUGCCGCCUGUACAUCCGCAGCAGCAGCCUCGCCCCCUCUCGAGAUACAGAAAGCCCCAAACCCGCCGCUGCAUGCAGCGCAUGCAAUGCAUGCGCUGCAUGCACUGCAUACGCUGCAUGCAGUGCAUGCAGUGCAUGCAGUGCAUGCAAUGCAUGCGCUGCGUGCGCAGCCGGGGCCCCGAGGGAGGCGCCCAGCAGCGGGCACGCAGCCGCAGCCGCAGCAGCGGCACCAGCAGCAGAAGCAACAGCAGCAGCAGCAGCAGGUCUUCAGCGCGGCGCUGGGGACAGCAGCGCGGGGGCCCCAGUUUACUUUUCGGCUGCAGAGGUGCCGCAAGCAGCAACAGCAGCAGCAGCAGCAGCAGCUUCUUGCUGCUCCCCUUAUGCAGCAGCAAAUGAGUACCUUCUGCUUUGCCACAAUGAGCGGCUGCACAGACAAAGACUGCGGGCGCCAGCUGCUGCUGCUGCUGCUGCUGCUGCUGCUGGGGAGGGGCGUUUGGGCCCGCGAGAGCCCGCGGGUGCAGCAGCAGGUGCAGCAGCAGGUGUACGUACACAUGAACUGCUGGGGCCGCCCGGAGGAAGAAAAGACAGCGGGGUGGCUGUGGGGUGUAUAGACACCUCAGCUGGGGCGUGUGGGGUUUUGGGGGCGGCGGGGUGUCUAGAUGCCGCAGCGCCUGCUGCUGCAGCAGCUGCUGCAGCAGAUUACAGCAGCGCAAAUGCUUUUAUUAAAAAGCUGCAGUUCUCCUGA